This is a messenger RNA of Branchiostoma floridae (Florida lancelet), 2124 nucleotides long. RefSeq lists its product as uncharacterized. Lineage: Eukaryota; Metazoa; Chordata; Leptocardii; Amphioxiformes; Branchiostomatidae. The transcript is spliced from 8 exons. Gene Ontology annotation, molecular function: protein binding; ubiquitin protein ligase activity; translation repressor activity. Bases 1 to 1839 code for a protein of 612 amino acids. The record is from RefSeq and is a predicted model, not a curated record. Gene Ontology annotation, biological process: protein polyubiquitination; proteasome-mediated ubiquitin-dependent protein catabolic process; negative regulation of translation.
AUGUGCAGGGUACACAUACAGAAGAAGCACGACUUCGUACAACUGAGGAAGCCAAAUAGGCUCAUAAGAGCACAAAAAGAACUGGUGGAAGGACUAAAAACAGGGAAGCUUAAAUUCCGCGUCCUUCACCGAGCGACACCUAGCCCGUUGUCGGGUUACGACAAUGAAGAGACUCUCAGAAGCGACUGUCCUGAUGACAUCACAGACAGUCACGUGUACCACGACAUCGACGAAGAUGACGUCAGAAUCAACAACGAACAGAAACGUGCUGGACAGUCAACUAAUACGGCGGCAGGUGCCACUGUGCCCGUACCUUUAUCCGGCGAUAUCGUCGAUCUUGGUGCCAACCCAAUGUACAGCACCGGUGACACACAACAAGCAGACAACGGAGAUAACACCGAUGAGGAAGACAUUUGUGGCCGCUGCAAGAAGACUACCCGCCAGCGCGUCUUCCGCGCUGUUAUCAUUUUCAUCGGUGUAGCAUCCUCUUGUUGGGUAUCAACAGCAAUCAUCCUGUAUGUCACCGACAACAAGGAAGAAGGCCUCUAUUUGCCCCCUAGAUCUGUGACGACCGUUUCAUUCGCAUGGAAAGUGGCAAAUCACUCAACAUGUACUAAGUUGUCUGCAACUCCAGUGCAGCUUCUGGACAAGGGCUUCGUUCCUUCAUCAAUGACGUCAACAAUCUCAUCACCAUUUCUGUCGACCACAAGAAUGAUUGAAGAUCAGGGUCUCGAUCAGAAGAUUACGACCACAUUGUCAGAGAAGACCUCAACUGACGCUUCAGCUACAGAUGCACCAACCGACCAUCUGAAGGUUACCAGCACGACAUCUAGUCCAGGUGCACAGACAACGGAUCAUGACGGUACGACAACUGCACUUUCAGAAGUGAUCCCAACUAGCACCAUGUUUCCUCGUACCACUAAGAUGGAUGAGACGGAAUCGAGCAAGAAGGACAAGCAAAUCUUCUCAACCACGAAAGAAAGCUACAGCGGACAUAUUUACGUGGACUCGGACAAGAUCGCUUUUGGCGGAAAGGGGUCAGGACCAGGACGGUUUGAGAAGUCUUCGGGUGUCGUUGUGUCUGCCGACAACGAGAUAUUCGUGACAGAUUCAGAUAAUUAUCGAGUCCAAGUCUUCAAUGUAGACGGGUUCCAUCUCCGGUCCUUUCGCACGGUAGUUCCCAAUGACAAUGCAAAGAAAAUGUACCCUCGAGACAUUGCUAUGGACGGAAAGGCAAGUCUGUGGAUUGUAGGGUGUAUUAUUUAUGAUCUUCAUACACAUGCAGUUGGCGUGGUACAAUACAACCGUGGUGACGGCAUGCCAAUGACUAAUUUCAAAAUAGAGGAUUACGGUUCAUCGACUCCUGGCAUUGCCGUGAACGUUCAUAGAAAUACAAUAAUCCUGGCUUUCACUGACGAAAUUCUAAUUUACAGACCGGACGGCUUGCUCAAUCAUAAGUUCAGAAAAGCGCAGGGAGACUCCAGAUCAUUUGUGGCAUCAGACAAGGAUCAUAUCUACGUUAGCGAGGAAGAUUUUGUCCAGGUUUACGAUCACUCUGGGGUUCCUUUGUUUAAAUUUGACGAUGGAAAACCCCAUGUGGGUACGGUUGGUUUGAGGAAUCCUGCGGGUGUUCUUGUGGAUUCCUUUGGUCACGUCAUAGUGGCAAACCGAGGAAACGGCCGUGUGGACAUGUUUACCAGCCAGGGUGAUUUUGUUCGCACCUUGGUCACAAUACUAACACCCACGGGUAUUGCUAUAGGGCCACGUGGACUUUUGGUGGUGACAAACAUAUAUGACAACACGGUCACCAUCUUCCCACCCCAUACUCUAUUUCUGUAAUGAUAUCAGGUUUUUGCAAUUGUUUAUAUUUUUCCUGGUUUGUUGUUUGUUUUGGCGUGUGCCACGCCGGAUUUUCUGGAUAUUAGGCAUGUGAUUAGUUGGUACUGAGAUCUCGUAUGAGUUCACUUUUUUUUAAAACUCAAGACGUAGGGAAAGACCUCCCAUGUGUUGGAAAGAUCAAAUAGUAAAAGACGAUGGAUCCUUAUAGCAGCUACACCGAACGUUAUGCUCCUGGUUACAGUAAGUUGGUUAUUUAUCUCAAAUCCGGGGAAGGACAAUUUUGGU